AUGAUUCUUAAUUUAACAAUAUUUACUCUGUUAAUAGUCUUCAUUCAAAAUGUUACUGCAAAUUGGAGACUUGUUGAUUACAGUUUUUCAGAAAAACUAAUUUCUCAUAAUAAUUGGGAAAUGAAAGAAUGUUGUUCUAGUGGUUCUUCAAAUGUAGUGUUUGACAUAAAUAGUUGCGCUUCAAAUUAAUUAUAAUAUGUGAGAUUGACAAAGUUUAAACGAUAUUUAUAGAAAACGUUUGCAUAUAAAAGCUUUUAGGUAUAAAUAAUUUUUGAUGCUUUCUUUGAUGGUGCAAUAAGUGAAAAUUCUGAGAUUGCAGUUAUGUAUGAUAGUAACAGAAGUUCAGACAAUGAUAGGCAACUAUUUCUUUUAGAUUAUGAUGAAAAUGACUUAUACUAAGAUAGUCGUCUAAUUUGUCAUAAUAGCCUAGGAAGAUUUAAAUUAGAAACUAUUGUAAGUAAUUAAGUCGAUUCAUACUCGAAUAACUUUUCAAUAAAAAUUUGUUUUGAUCCAUAUGAUCAUAGAUGUGAUGAUGAUUGUGAUAGGGAUCAUCAUUAUAGUGAUAGUUAUUGUGAUAAUGAUUAUAUAUAAAUUGGAAUUAGAAAUAUGUUAGUUUAUGUUAAUACUUGUCAUCCAACUUGUUUAACAUGUGACGGUCCUACUGAAUCAGAUUGCUUGACAUGUUUUGAUAAUAAAGUAGUAUAAGUUGGAGAGUGUGAAUGUAUUCCAGAAUAAUAAUUUUCUGAAACUUAUAUAGGUUGUUUAUAAGAAUGUAGUAGAGAUUAUUCAAUAGCUCGCUUUGAUAAAAUUUGUGUAAAAGAUACUCGAAUAAAAUCAAAAUUUACACUAUUUGAAGAUAAUGUUAUUCCUCAAUCAGAUUAUAGAUAUUCUCCUCUAAUUUUUGAAAAAGAUGAAUUUUAUCCAAAAAACACAGAUUUAAUUUAAGAUAAUUGUAAUGGACUCAGUUUUAUAGGAAAAUUGUAAUUUAGUGAAGGAAUGAUAUAUUAAAUGAAUCUUGAGAAUGCUGUAAAGUUUAUUAGAAUUCGUAUUACAUUUUAUUUGUUUAAUUUUGAGGAAACAAGUAGCAUUUAAAUUAUACAUAAUAAUUAAUUACAAUCUAGAAUAACAAAAGGUUCAUCUGAUUUUUAAGUAGAAAAUUUAUUAAAAAUAUUUGAAAAGAAUUAAAAUUGUGAUAGUAGUUAUACUUUGUUAAGAAUAGAGAUGACUUUUUAACUAUUUAAUACUAAUCCAAUUAUUUUGAUUUAAGGAUAACUUCAAUAAGAAAGUGAAUCUUGGGGAUUUAGAAAUGUUACUGUUGACACAGGAUUUUGUUAAGAAAAUUGUUUAGUAUGUUCUGAUUUCGCUACUUGUACAUAGUGUGAUUCAACAUAUAAAUUAUUUAAAAAUAAAUGUGUUCAGUCUUGUCCUAUUCAUUCAUCAAAUUGUAUUGACUAUGAGGAUAUCAUUCCAUGUAAAUUAUUAUUGGUUUAUUUUUAGAUUCUAGAUACUUUGCAAAAGGAUUUUAUGAUUUAAAUAUGACUAUAGAUGAAAUAGAUGAAUUCUAUGAUUCUACAACAGAUCCUUCUCAUAGUUUAUCAACUAGAUAAAAAUUUUCAUUUUUAAAUAAUAAAACAGUUUUAGGAGGUUUAUUAGUUUGGAAUGAUGGUUCAUAUACUAAAACAUGGGUUAUUUCCAAACCUCAUUAUGCAGCAUCUAUAUAUUUUAAUUUAACUUAUGGUGAUGGUUACACUGGAUAAUUUUAUUAUAAGAUUGGUGCUUCUUCAAGCAUUGCAUUUUAAGGACCUUUUAAUAAUCCUGGGGGAGGAAUAAAUUUAGUUGGUCGUACUGGUCUUGAAAGUACUCGUUACUUUAACGUUAGUUUAACAAACUUUUAUACUAAUAACCUUUAUGUUGAAUUUAAAUGUGAUGCUAGUACUACAAACAUAACAAAGGAAUUCUGUGCAAUAUCUGAAUACUUCAUCGUUAUUCAUUAUGUAUAUAAUAUGUAUUAUUAUAAUUUAGUGUCCUCCUCUUUGCUCUAGUUGUACAAGUUUAACUUCAUGUUCAGAUCCAGGAUAUACUGGUCCUAAUUGUGGGAGUAGUUAAUAUUUAGAUUUUGAUUAAUAGACUGAAACUUAUAGUUGCAAAAAUUGUAAUUAACCUGGGUGCAAUACAUGUACAAGAGCAGAAUAAUGCACCUCAUGUGUUAGUAAUUUAUUUUAUUUGAGUAAUGGAAUUUGUUUAUGCAAUCCAUUUACAUUUUUCUAAGUAAAUACUUGUGUUUAAUGCAAUAAGUAUUGUGAAAAUUGUUUUGGUAAUUCUAAAUAGAAUUGCCUUACUUGUGUUAAUGAUUAUCAUAGAGGUAUUCAAAGAAAUUAAUGUUUAUGUUUGCCUGGAUAUUAUGAUGACGGAAUAAAUUUACCAUGUCUUCCUAUUUGUGGAGAUUAAAUAAUAGUAGAAGAAGAAGAUUGUGAUGAUGGAAAUAAUAAUCCAUUUGAUGGUUGCCAUAAUUGUAAAUUCGCUUGUAAUUUUGCAUGUGAUAUUUGCAUUAAUGGAAAAUGUUAUUAAUGUAAAAGUGGAUAUGAAGUACAUAAUAAUGACUGUAGGUCUAUUUGUUAAGGAAAUGCACUAGCAUUACUGUAAUAAUGCUUUGAAGAAUAUAGAAACUGUGUUAAUUGUUAAUAUGAAUGCUCUCUUAACUGUAUAGAAUGUCAUUUUGGAAGAUGUAUAUUAUGUGAUGAAGAUAAUGGAUGGUACAGUUAAAUUGAUGGAACAUGCAAUUCUAUUUGUGGGGAUGGAAUAGUAACAAGUUUAACAGAAAUGUGUGACGAUGGAAAUAAUAAUCCAUCAGAUGGAUGUUAUCAUUGCUAAUUUUCAUGUGAUCAAUUUUGUCAUACCUGUAUCAAUUCUUUGUGUAUAGUUUGUUAAAAUGGUUAUCAAUUAAUAGAGAAUAAAUGCAUUCCUAUAUGUUAAGAUGGAUUAUUGAUAUUCCCAGAAUAAUGUGAAGAUGGAAAUAUAACACCAUAUGAUGGUUGUUUCAAUUGUUAAUUUUAAUGUUCAUCACAUUGCAUAGAUUGUGAUUAUGGAAUCUGUUAAUAAUGUAAUGAAUUAAGUGGUUGGUAUUUGUAAUAAGAUGGAUCAUGUAAAAGUAUUUGCGGUGAUAACAUAUUAGUUCUUGAAGAAGAAGAAUGUGAUGAUCAUAAUACUCAUUGUAAUUAAUGCUAAAUUACAUGUGAUAUAAAUUGUUAAUAAUGUUAUAAAGGAGUAUGUACUUCUUGUGUAUAAGGAUAUUUAUGGAUGUAAUCAAUAAAGAAAUGUGUUAAAGUUUGUGGAGAGAGUGUAUUAGUGAAAUAUGAAAAAGUUUGUGAUGAUGGUAAUAACCUUUUAGAUGAUGGAUGCUAUUAGUGUUAAUUAAGUUGUUAAGAAUAAUGUACUUUUUGCACAAUAAAUGGAUGUUUGGAAUGUAAUACUUUGGGAUGGAAAUUGGAUGUUCUAUAAAACAAAUGUGAGACUAUUUGUGGAGAUGGAAUUGUUGUAUAAAAUUAUGAAGAAUGUGAUGACUUAAUAGAUCAAAAUUGCUUUCAAUGUAGAUACAAUUGUUAAGAUUCUUGUUUAAUCUGUCAUAAUGGAGAUUGUCUACAAUGCCAAGAAGGAUGGUUGAUAAAUUUAGAUUAGAAAUGUUAUUCAUUUUUCGGAGAUUCUAAAGUUGUUGGUGAUGAAUAAUGUGAUGAUAAUAAUUAAAUUAUGUAUGAUGGUUGUUAUCUUUCACAAUAUUAAUGUUAGGCAUCAUGUAUGGUUUGCAAAUUUGGAGUAUGUACAAAAUGUGAGGAUGGCUAUUAAAAUCUAAAUGGUAAGUGCUUUGAAAUAUUGAAUGAUGGACAUAUUAAAGGGAAUGAGCAAUGUGAUGAUAUGAAUUUAACUGCAGAAGAUGGUUGUUUUAAUGGUUAAUUUGAUUGUCCUGAAGAUUGUGAAUAUUGUUUCCAAGGUUAGUGUUUACAGUGUAAUCUGGAAUCAAGCUAACUUAAUACUCUUAAUAAUUAAUGUAUAUCAUUAUGUGGAGAUGGGUAUUUAUCGCAUUAUGAACAGUGUGAUGAUGCAAAUAACAUACCAUAUGAUGGAUGUUUUUAAUGUUUUUUUUAAUGUAAUUAUUAUUGUCAUACUUGCUAUAAUGGUGUAUGUUCUAAAUGUUCUAUAGGUUAUUACUUAGAUUAAUCUAAAAAUAAUUGUUAUAGUAUCUGCGGAGAUGGAAUUGUAGCACAUGAUGAAUAAUGUGAUAAUGGUAAUUUAAUUUCUGAUCAUCUAUGUGUGGAUUGUAAAUUAUUAUGUUAAGAAUAAUGUACUACAUGUAUUGAUGGAUAAUGUCUUGAAUGUAUUUCAUUUGGAUGGCAAUUAGAUGCAAUUAAUAUGAAUUGUUAACCUAUUUGUGGAGAUUUAUUAGUUUUAGGAAAUGAAUAAUGUGAUGAUGGAAAUGAAAAUGAUGAUGAUGGAUGUAUUGACUGCUAUUUUCAGUGUUAAGAAUAAUGUACUUUAUGUGAAAGAGGUGAAUGCAGAGAGUGUAAUGUUGAAGGUUGGCAACUUAAUAUUAAUAAAUGCACUACUAUAUGCGGAGAUUAAUUAGUGUUAGGUAAGGAGGAAUGUGAUGAUGGAAAUCAUAUUCCCCAUGAUGGAUGCUAUGAGUGUAAAUAUUAAUGUUAAGAAUAAUGUACUGAUUGUGUAAUGGGAAUUUGUAAGGCUUGUAUUUAAUCAGGUUGGAUUCUUAAUUAAAAUAACCUUUGUUCUACAUAUUGUGGAGAUAGAAUUACAGUAGAUCCAUAUGAAUAAUGUGAUGAUGGUAAUGAUAUACCAUACGAUGGCUGUUAUUAAUGUGAAUUUUAAUGUGAGUAACUCUGCACAAUAUGUUAAUUAGGAAUAUGUUAUGAAUGCAAUUAAUUAGGAUGGAUAAUCUGGAAUAAUUAAUGUACUCCUUAUUGUGGAGAUGGUCUUAUAGUUGGUAAUGAAUAAUGUGAUGAUAUGAAUUUCAUUCAAAAUGAUGGUUGUUUUGAAUGUAAAUUUAAGUGCGAUUAAUAUUGUAUUGAUUGCUAUGAAGGAAUUUGUAAAGAAUGUCCUGAAGGAAUGCAUUUACUUGACCUAAUUUGUUAACCUAUUUGUGGAGAUGGAUUUCAUCUUCAAUAAAUUGAAUAAUGUGAUGAUGGAAAUAUUGAAAAUAGUGAUGGUUGUAAUUCUUAGUGCAAAAUUGAAAAGGAUUGGAUAUGUAACACUAAUUAAAACUCAUUCUCAGUAUGUUAUUAUGAAAAAUAACCAGAUUUUUCUAUAAUUGUACUUACACCUUAUCCUCAUGAAUUUUGUGAUAUCUAAGUUUUAUUUACAUAAUAAGUUAAAUUCUCUCCAAAUAUUAAACAAAAUAUAAAUGACCACAUUAAAACUAGCAUUUAAAAUUUAGAUAAUGAUAAAUACGAUAUAUAAAUGACUCAUUAAUCUGAAGUCUCUCAUGAUCAAGUCACCGAUUUGGUUCUUCAAUUUAAGGUUGUUUUUUUAACCCCUAUAGAAAAACCAGUGUUUUAAAUAGAAUUUCAUAAUGAUCCGAUCCUUUCAGAGCUAAAUUAACCUCUUACUAAAAGCUAAGGUAGUAUUUAGCUGUUAACUCCGAUAGUUCUAUCUCCUGAUUAAGUGCUUAUAGCAUAAUAGGCUUCAAGCUUUAAUGAAGCAAUUAUAAUAUCUCUUGGAACUUUAUCAUCAAUUUGUUUAUUGACAGGCUAAUCUGAAAUAUUUUGGAAUCUCAUGGACUAAUUAUAAUAUUUAUCAUAUGUCAAAUACAUAAAUAUAGGAUUUUCACCUAAUUUGAAUAUCUUUUUUGAGGUUUUUCAAUUGAUAACAGUCUCACCUUUAAUGGAGGCUUUGGGAUUUUAAACAUUUUUUGAUUCUUUGGACGGUAAUCGCAAGUAUGUGAUUGAAACAAGUAAUAAAUUUUAAAAGGAUAAUAUAAAUGCAUAUUUCCUUGAUAAUUUCCAAAGCUUUUUAUUCUGCUUAAUAACAACAUAUUUCAGUUAUUCAACUGGCAAGAUCAUUUAUAUGUUGCUUAAUAAAAUUUUAUUUAAAUAAAUAUUUAAACUUCCAAUUUCAAUUAAUAAAUUAUUAAUAAAUACUCGAAAACAAUUGCAACUUAAAAUAUCUGAAUUUUAUUUUAAUGCACUUUUAAGAUUGUUACUCUCUAAUGCUUAUGAUAUUAGUUUUGCAUGUGCAAUUUAAAUGGCAUAUUAUCCUGUUGAAAAGAAUAAUAUUUUACUUAUAAAUUAUUAUUUGUCAUGUCUAUUUUACAUAGGAAUUAUUGGUGCUAUCUUAUUUUUUAUAAACAUUUCUAGUUCUUUCUCAAAACAAAAUUCAAUUAGAAAUAGAUCAAAAUAUGAAGCAAUGUUUGAUGGGAUAAAUGACAAUUAUAAUAUUUGGACAUUCUAAUAUAAUUCCAUUUAAUUAAUAAAGAAGCUUAUUUUUAUUUCUUUUAUUGUUUUUUUGUAAGACAAUGGAUUUAUUUAAGCAAUUGGAAUAUCAUUCUUUUAAUCAUUAUUUUUAAUUCACACUCUUCUCAACAAGCCAUUAAGUAAUUAAUUUGAAUACAUGAAAAUUUUAAUCACUGAAUCAUUAAUAAUUUUUAAUUCAAUUUCAUUUUUAUUUUAUCUUUACUAAGUUGAAUUGACUUUAAAAUCAGAGAGUAUAAUCAAUAUUGGAUGGUUGCAUAUAUUUACUUUUUCAUUGAUUUUGGCAGCAACUUUUAUACUUGAUUUAAUAUAGUAAAUAAGAAAACUAAUUAAAUUUAUUGGGAUUGGUGUUAAGAAACCAGAAUAACAACUGGAGCCAAUAUUUUAUUGA
Messenger RNA from Paramecium pentaurelia, 6864 nucleotides. NCBI's taxonomy places the organism in Eukaryota, Ciliophora, Oligohymenophorea, Peniculida, Parameciidae. The record is from the annotation of a GenBank genome assembly.